AUGGGCGAGGCCGCUAGGCGGGCGCUGUCGCGCGCAACUGGAGCUGUGCGUCGCUAUGGCUGGCUAAGCUUUUGGGCGCAGCUAACGCUAUCCGUCGUGGGUGGCGUGAUUUUGCUGUUUUCGGUCGCGUUUACAUCACAGAGCGGACCCAAGGCGUCGCUCUACCUUACCCUUUUCGGCAUCCUGGCUGGCUUCCUUUCAACCUUUUGGAACUUUGGAUACACCCGCACGGCCAUGAAGAUGCAGGCGUAUCUGGACGCAGCCCCCGGUCAGGAGGUACCCAAAGUUAAGAAGCAGCAAGUGGUUGACAUGGUGACGCGCGGGAUCUUCAUCAACAUGGCCGGCCUCGCCGCAACGCUGGCCGGUGUGCAAGCGCUUGUGGGCAUGCUAGUCGCCAAGACUCUGCAGAUUAGCUCCUACCCCUUCAUGGCAGCUGCCACCGGCGCCAACUACAACCCCGUGGUAGCGUUGGAUGUGUUUUUGGUGCAGGCGGCCACCAACACUCUGUUGGGUCAUUUCGUCAGCCUGGCUUGCUCGCUGUGGCUGUUGCACGUGGUUGGAGAGGGACAGGGACUGCGGUUCCAGGCCACGGCCUCGGACGCCGCCGCCGCGGGGCCCGCCGUCAUUGGCAAGGGCAACGCGGGGACCUACCGCGUCAACUACGGCGCGUAA
Volvox carteri f. nagariensis is the source of this 672-nucleotide messenger RNA. RefSeq lists its product as uncharacterized. Bases 1 to 672 code for a protein of 223 amino acids. The transcript is spliced from 5 exons. NCBI's taxonomy places the organism in Eukaryota, Viridiplantae, Chlorophyta, Chlorophyceae, Chlamydomonadales, Volvocaceae. The record is from RefSeq and is a predicted model, not a curated record.